Molecule: messenger RNA, 2937 nt
Organism: Lodderomyces orthopsilosis Co 90-125
Lineage: Eukaryota; Fungi; Ascomycota; Pichiomycetes; Serinales; Debaryomycetaceae
Exons: 1
Coding region: 1-2937 (978 amino acids)
Cellular component (GO): intracellular membrane-bounded organelle
Molecular function (GO): phosphatidylinositol binding
Source: RefSeq, a predicted model, not a curated record
AUGCUCAGUAAAGGAGUUCAACUAGGACUUGCUACAGUGAUACUAUGGCUUCACUUUUAUCCAUUUCAUGCGGUAAUAUUUGUAUGUGGGGCUGUUUUUGCAAUUGUUGCGUGCUUUAUAGUUCUGAUUAGUGUACCGUCUGCUCAGUUCAACAAUAGGCCGAAUCCAAAACGGAAAUUCCGAUUCUUAAGUUAUCCUGAAUGGGAAAGAAGGACUGAGUCUCUCAAAGCCAAUUUCCAUGACGAUUGUCCAACUAUAGUGGAUUCGAAGAAAUUGUCCGCUUCAAUAUCGGAGCUCUUGGACAUUAUCAUCAAUGAGUUUAUUAAUUCAUGGUUUUCCCAAAUCAGUUCAUCACCAUUGUUUGCACAAGAUGUCAAGGUAGAGCUCUCGCAUGUGUCAAAAUGUAUUGCGCGAAAGCUUCAAAAGAUUGACUAUGCAAAACUCGUUACUUUCAAGCUUUUACCGUUGUUCAACAACCACUAUCUUACCUACGCUUCUGCACAUACCAAUAUGGAUGGUACUGCAGAAAUUUUGGCGCGUUUUAAUAAUGGAAAUUUGCAUGUGGGCGUUACACUAGAGCAAUCCGAAAAGAAGGAGAAGAAUAUUCAGGAAAAGACAUAUUUAAGGGGUCAAAUUAAAAAAUUACUAACUAAAACAUUUUCAGAUGGCGAAAAGUCAAACGAUAUUGUGUUGAUGUUUGUCACCGAGGUAUUAGCUUGCACUAUUUUGGAUAAUGUGUUCAACCUACUAACAGAUCCCGAUUUCCUAAAUUUGCAGUUUAUUAAGUUUAUUGGUGAUAGUUUAAAGCGAAGGAAUCAGGUGAAAGAGCUUCGUUCUGCUUUGGAGGAACACACUAUGUCGUCAAUUUCUGCAGAUAAUAAUGUUGCAGAUCGAACUAUCCAUGAAAUUGAAAGUAGUUUGCAGGACAUUUUUAUACAAGACGACACCAAAGAAAGGACUGUUAUUCAGCUAGACAAUGAGAAAAAACAGUCUGCCAAAUCAGAUAGGCUAGUUGCUUUGCUUAAGUCUCCAGUCGAACUGACAGCAUUUGAACAGUACCUAAAAUGGAAAAAUAAGUUGUACUUAUUAACAUUCUGGAGAAAAGUAGAACAAUCGACGGCCCCAUUGAUGGAUGAUGUACAAAUGCCAACGUCUUUGAGUCUCACCAAAGAGGAGUGUAUUGAUAUAAGAGAGGAAUAUUUUAGUUCUGGUCUCAUCAGUAUUGAUGACACAAAUUUGGAAAAUUUUGGUCGCUUGGAUGCAAAUGAGUCUUUUCAACACCCAUCCUGUUUUCAAGUUUGCAAAGAUGCCUUAAUAACGCUACAUGAGAAAGUUUUCCAAGAUUUGUUUUCUGAGUAUUAUUUCAACUUCUUGUUGACAGAAGUUGACAGCUAUGAGGGGAAGAAGGAUGUGGGUGAGAAUGAAGCCAUUGUUCAUCAGAUUGAAGAUAAGUUCGCUACCAUAAUGAGUGAUCCAAAAUACGACGUAGCCAAGGGUUACUCUGACGGGUUUCAAGGUAAAAGUCCUGCUACGGGAAUCAACGAGAGAUCAAUGCUUAGCCGAAAUGAUCGAUAUUCAAGACUCUUUGAGGAUGAUGAACCAUCAUCUGAGGACGACGAUGAGUCGGAUGAAUUAGAUACUGACAGUGACUCAAUUAUUAUGAAGGAAGGUAGCGAAAGUAUGGAGUUGGCCGGUCCAGGUAACCUACACUUAGCUGAGAAAAUACCUCAAAUUGAGAAGGAAAUUGAAAAUCUUAAACGACAACUAAUUUACCUAGAGCCUCUAUUACAAAAAGCUCAAUUGACAAAUAACCAAUCAAAAUUGAAAGUGCUACUCAAGUCGAAGACUGGUGUUCAAAAGGAUAUAGCUUUUAAGGAGUUGCAGAAACAACAGUAUAUUGUGCAAGAGAGUGACAACAGUUUGUUUGGAAAAUCGAAGGUUAGUAUUCUUUCGGUAGUGCAUGAGAAUGAGAAGGGAAAACAAUUUGUCAUGUACAUCAUUGAAGUUCAAAAGUUUUCAACUGAAGAACCAAACGUUGUUAAAGCUGGUUGGGUUGUUGCAAGGAGAUACAGUCAGUUUCACAGAUUACAUGGAUAUUUGAAGCACCGGUAUCCUCAAGUUUCGUCCUUAAAUUUCCCACAAAAAUCGAUCCUGGUUUUGAAGUUUCAACAAAAGAAUAUAACGGAGAGUCGAAGACACCAGCUUGAGGCUUAUUUGGGAGCGCUUAUUGAGAUCCCAGAGGUUUGUUCAGACAUGGCUUUUAGAUCUUUUUUAUCCUCGGAAAAUUUUCAAUUAGGAAAGCGUCAAAGUUUUGACGAGCCAAAGAAAUUGUCAGCAUUGUUUGGUUACAAGUGGUAUUUGGGGUCACCCAGCAAUAGGAAUAUGGUCUACAACCAGUGCUCAUCUACGCCUUCUGAUGCUAAUGGUGGGAUCUUGGAAAAUAGGCGUGAAAUGGAAAAGGAAUUACGUCAAUUUGAUGAAAGACUGACCGGUAAACCAUUAUUUAUCAAACCUAUAUGUGAUAUGAUAAUUACCAUAUUCAAUCUCCACUGGCUUAAAGGUAGAGCAUUGGUCGUUAUUCUUCAACAGUUCUUCGGAACUGCCGUUGAAAACAAAGUGUACGAAGUUGUUGAAACUCAUUUGAAUGAACCCAGUAUUUGUAAUUGGUUGAUCGUAUUGCGUGAGUUGUUGUUCCCUAAUGGUCGGUUUAAGUUGGACCCGGAGGUAAGAACCAAACAACAAAAGUUACAAGCUUACCAAGAAGCCAAACAGUUUUUUGAGACGUUUAUGACCGAAACUUGGUCUAAGAUAUUUGGUAGUGAAAACACCAUUAAUGCUGCGAUUACAUUAUUUCACAUGCUACAGGUAAAUCAAUUGAACAAGCAUCUCAUGUUUCAAAUUUUUGAUGAAAUUUUAGAUGAACUAUGUAGCGAAUAA